Messenger RNA from Elaeis guineensis (African oil palm), 795 nucleotides. RefSeq lists its product as uncharacterized. The record is from RefSeq and is a predicted model, not a curated record. NCBI's taxonomy places the organism in Eukaryota, Viridiplantae, Streptophyta, Magnoliopsida, Arecales, Arecaceae.
AUGGAUGUACCAGACCGAAAAAGGAAGACUGGUGAUAACUCGGAAGCCUUCGAAGACGAACAUCUUGACCUCAGCCUUGUUAGUCCUCCCACCCGUCGCCCUAAGCCUCCAAUCCCACGCCCUGCCCUUCCCUUGCUUUCCCCCGGCCCACCACAGCAGUACUCCCCCCCUCACCCUCCUCCCUCGCCGCCACAUUUUCACCUCCCUGACAUGAACGCCGUCCCCUCCGCCGCCGCCUUCGAUCCCCCUGCCCGCCCCCUCCGCCCCCGCCGCAACCCCUCUCAGGCCCCCCGCGGCGCCCACAAGUCCGACACUGUCCCACCUCCCUUCCCUUGGGCGACCGAUCGCCGCGCCACCGUCCACUCCCUCGACCACCUUCUCUCCCAGAAUAUCAGGGAAAUCACCGGCGAGGCCCAGUGCAAGCGCUGCGAGGCCUCCCACAUCAUCUCUUACGAUCUCGUAUCCAAGUUCAACGAGGUGGCUGCGUUUAUCCGGGCGAGGAAGCAUCUGUUGCACGACCGAGCACCGGCGGACUGGAUGAGCCCGGCGUUUCCGGAUUGCGGUUCUUGCGGGCAGCCCAACAGCAUGCGGCCAGUGGUGGCGGCUAAGAAACGAUCCAUCAACUGGCUGUUCAUGCUGCUGGGGCAAACCCUAGGAUGUUGCACUCUCGAUCAACUCAAGUACUUCUGCAAGCACACCAGGAAUCAUCGCACCGGAGCCAAAGACCGCGUCCUCUACCUCACCUAUCUUGGACUCUGCAAGCAGCUCGAUCCGACUGGACCCUUUGAUCGGUGA